Molecule: messenger RNA, 1204 nt
Organism: Nannospalax galili (Upper Galilee mountains blind mole rat)
Lineage: Eukaryota; Metazoa; Chordata; Mammalia; Rodentia; Spalacidae
Gene: Clec2l
Product: C-type lectin domain family 2 member L
Exons: 5
Coding region: 1-636 (211 amino acids)
Source: RefSeq, a predicted model, not a curated record
AUGGAGCCGGCCCGGGAGCCCCCGGCGCGGACCCGGCCGCCGCCCCCCGCAGCGCGUCCCCCACCCGCUGCACCCAGGCCGCGCUCUCCAGCAGAGGCGGAGGCCCGCGGCCCGGAGGGGCUGCUCCGGCGAUCUGGGUCGGGCUACGAGGGCAGCACCAGCUGGAAGGCGGCCUUGGAGGACACUACCACACGGCUGCUGCUGGGGGCCAUCGCAGUCCUUCUGUUUGCCAUCCUGGUGGUGAUGAGCAUCCUGGCUUCUAAGGGCUGCAUCAAGUGCGAGGCGCCCUGCCCAGAGGACUGGCUGCUCUACGGAAGGAAAUGCUACUUUUUCUCGGAGGAGCCUAGAGACUGGAACACGGGCAGGCAAUACUGCCACACUCAUGAGGCAGCCCUGGCAGUGAUCCAGAGCCAGAAGGAACUGGAAUUUAUGUUCAGGUUCACGAGGCGAGAGCCCUGGAUUGGCCUGCGCAGAGUAGGGGAUGAAUUCCACUGGGUCAAUGGGGAUCCGUUUGACCCGGACACAUUCACCAUCUCAGGCCUGGGGGAGUGCGUCUUUGUGGAGCCCACCAGGCUGGUAUCGACGGAGUGUUUAAUGACCCGGCCCUGGGUGUGUAGCAAGAUGGCCUACACGUGAGGUGGAUCAGGCCCAAGGUGGCCCCUCUGCCCAGUCCCAAGGACACAGCCUGCUUCUAACAGGAGCCACCCCUGUCUCCAAGCAGAAGUGGUGGGGAGGGUGGCCUCUGCCUCUGUCCCCUCUCAGGCUCCAGAGCUCUGAGGCCCUGGUUUCUGGUUACUUUUGUCCUCAGGCAGGUCCUGCGGCUCAGCAGUUAAAUCUUAAAUGCUAAGUAGCGUAGACAUCUUUUCCCCAUACAUACAUCACAUGCUUGUAAACACACAUACAACACCACCCAGGCUCUUCUUAACAGUUUCUUCUCCCCUGGCCCUGCUGGAACCUUCCUUCCUUACUGCAGCCCAGGUGCUUCUGGGAAGGUGGGGGGCUGACACAGGUUGGCCCAGCAGUCUGUCCUCUUCAGUUUCAGGUUGCUGGGGGAGGUAGGCAGACACAGCUUGCCCCUCACCUUGGAGAGAACAGCCCAGGGCCAGAGGCCCCUGUGUCCAUCUCCCUGGGGUCCUCAGGCAGGGCCCCUGCUGUGCCGUGGUGCUGUUGUAUUGGUCACUAAUGAAAUAAAGACAUGACUGCA